AUGCAAAAGGUAGCGGCCGGCUACCAUGCUACCGUCUUCGCAUACGGCCAGACAGGAUCCGGCAAGACGUAUACCAUGGAGGGCUACCGCUACAGACCGGAUGCGAAGGCUGCGGAAGCCGGCAAGCCCCAGGUCUGUGUCCACUCCACCACCCCCGAGCGAUUGGGAGUGAUACCUCGCGUGCUGCAAAAGCUCUUCGGGUAUGUCGACAAGCUGCAGCGAGAGGUUGAUGACAUCGGUGAGACGUUCAGCGUGAGCAUCUCUUUUCUGCAGAUCUACCAGGAACGAAUCUACGAUCUGCUGAAUCCAGCGCCGGUUCUGCCGCAGGGCUUCGGUCAGGCCGAGGACAGCGGCUUACGGUUACGCUGGGAUGCAGCGAGGGAGCACUUCUAUGUGGAGAACCUCUUCGUGUACCAGUGCACCUCGGCGGAAGAUGCGCUGAAGUUCUACAACGCCGGAGUCCAGCGCAAGCAGAUGGCUUCGACCGCCAUGAACAUUGCUUCGUCGCGGUCACACACAGUGCUCAUGCUGACGCUUCGUCGACGGUCUGUCCUUGCAGAAACGAGCGACCUGGGCUCAGGUGAGGCCGUGCGGGAGGUGAUGUCGCACCUGGCGCUGGUGGACUUGGCAGGCUCUGAGAAAGCCGCCGCAGCCAACGAGGGCAACCCGGAGCGCUUCAAGGAGGCGGUGAACAUCAACCAGUCUCUGUUUGUGCUCCGGCGUGUGAUCACCGCCCUCAGCCGCCGGGACAGCAGCCACGAAGAGGACACGCACAUACCAUAUCGCGAAUCGAAGCUGACUUCAUUGCUGCAGCACGCUAUUGGUGGUAAAGGCUUCAUGGUGAUGCUCGCCUGCCUUUCACCGGCAGACCGAUCCUACGAGGAGAAUCUCAGCACGCUGCAAUACGCCGCGCAGGCCGCUCUCAUCAAAAAUGAGCCGACAAUCAACCUGGACCCGAAGGAUCGCCUCAUCCAGCAGCUUCAGCAGCAGCUCAGAGAAGCGCACGCUUUCAUCCUCGAGAAGAUGGGCUUGCAGGAGCUGCCGCCGGAGCUGCGGCGGAACUCCCUCCCAGCACCUCGUCCUCGGCGAGCUCAGGCCCGAUCCAUGAGCGCAGGACCUCUUUCCAAAGCGAAAGAGGUGACCUCCGCUGCUCCCUCGAGUGCCCCCGAAUCCAGGAGGCGCAGCGAGCGGAGCCUCGAGAGGGGCAAGGCGGAAGAUCCGCCCAAGUUUGGCAGCGAAGGCGAGAAGCGCCACAGGCUGCCACCAAUCCCCUCGCAGCGCAGCGCUGGUGCGGACUUGGCAAUGUACCGGUUGUCUUCACCAUCGCAGAGCCGAGGAUCCAGGAUGAAGCACAGCCUCAGCGUGGAGAGUCACGACGUCGUUGACAGUCCCGUGAGGUCUGCGCUUGCCGCAGAGAAUCCAAGACCACAGGUGCGCAGCCGUGGUCUGCCGCGGACCUGCAGCUGGGAGUCGAGGAAGGGCAAAGACCUGGAGUCGCAGCUCAAGGAAGCGGAGGCCGCCACUCAAGCUUUGGAGGCCAAGCUACGCGAUGCUCUGCGCCGCAAGGCUGAGAAGGCAGAGAAGGCGGCGCAGCUGCUGCGGCCGCCGGAGGGCGCUGAGACCUCGGAGGUCGAUGAAGACCGCCUCCAUCCGGAGCGGCAGCUCUCCGAUUCAGACUCCAUGCUGCCAAAGUAUCUGCCGGCAAAUCCGCUGGGAGAUGAAGCCUUGGCCAAGUGGGCACAGCACGUCCUGCACGAAAAAGAAAAAGGACACGGGAUCGGUGCUGAGAUAGGAUGCCUUUUGGGUCCCCUUGGUCAUUGA
This is a messenger RNA of Symbiodinium sp. CCMP2456, 1821 nucleotides long. The record is from the annotation of a GenBank genome assembly. NCBI's taxonomy places the organism in Eukaryota, Dinophyceae, Suessiales, Symbiodiniaceae.